GCCCCGCAGUGCUUCUGCCCCUACAAGGUUCGUGCCGCCACAGGGGAGGGUCCCGGCCCCCGGCUCCGCCCGGCCCCUCCCCGCCUUUUAGGCACCCGCGCGCCUGAGACCUCCCAGUCCCGCCCGGCCCUCCUCGCCUGCUGCCCGAGCGCCCGGUCCUCGCAGCCAGCACCGUCCACUAGGCCUGUACUGCCCACCGGCCCGCCCCCCGCCGCAGCCAUGGACGCCAUCAAGAAGAAGAUGCAGAUGCUCAAGUUGGACAAGGAGAAUGCCAUCGACCGUGCUGAGCAGGCAGAAGCCGACAAGAAACAAGCGGAGGACCGCUGCAAGCAGUUGGAAGAGGAACAGCAGGCCCUCCAGAAGAAGCUCAAGGGGACAGAGGAUGAAGUGGAAAAGUAUUCUGAGUCCGUGAAGGAUGCCCAGGAGAAACUGGAGCAGGCUGAGAAGAAAGCCACCGACGCUGAAGCAGAUGUGGCCUCCCUGAACCGACGCAUCCAGCUGGUAGAGGAGGAGUUGGACCGGGCGCAGGAGCGUCUGGCCACAGCCUUGCAAAAGCUGGAGGAAGCUGAGAAGGCAGCCGAUGAGAGCGAGAGAGGCAUGAAGGUCAUUGAAAACCGGGCCAUGAAGGAUGAGGAAAAAAUGGAGCUGCAGGAGAUGCAGCUGAAGGAGGCCAAGCACAUCGCUGAGGAUUCAGAUCGCAAAUAUGAGGAGGUGGCCAGGAAGCUGGUGAUCCUGGAAGGGGAGCUGGAGCGCUCAGAAGAGAGGGCCGAGGUGGCUGAGAGUAAAUGUGGGGACCUAGAGGAGGAGCUGAAAAUUGUUACCAACAACUUGAAAUCCCUGGAGGCCCAAGCAGACAAGUACUCCACCAAAGAGGAUAAAUACGAAGAGGAGAUCAAACUUCUGGAGGAGAAGCUGAAAGAGGCUGAAACUCGAGCAGAGUUUGCCGAAAGGUCUGUGGCCAAGUUGGAGAAGACCAUUGAUGAUCUAGAAGAUGAAGUCUAUGCACAGAAGAUGAAAUACAAGGCAAUCAGCGAGGAGCUGGACAACGCCCUCAACGACAUCACCUCUCUCUGAUCUUCUCACCACUGUGGCUCCUCAGCCCCCUUCUCUCCUGUCCUUUCCAGUCUCUCUAUGGGGAGAGGGCAGGCAGGAGGAGCAAAAAUUAGCAACAUUGCACAGUCAGGCUGGAAGCAGCCUCCAGAGUGCCCCCAUCAUGCCCGCCCCCCACUCUGGCACUUGCUUCAUCCUUCUGCCUAUCUGCUCCCCACAACCUUUGGGUAUCACCUCUCUGUGCUACUCAAUAAACUCUUGCCUUGGUCUCCA
This is a messenger RNA of Elephantulus edwardii (Cape elephant shrew), 1323 nucleotides long. It is a transcript of the gene TPM2, whose product is annotated as tropomyosin 2 (beta). Lineage: Eukaryota; Metazoa; Chordata; Mammalia; Macroscelidea; Macroscelididae. The record is from RefSeq and is a predicted model, not a curated record. The transcript is spliced from 9 exons. Gene Ontology annotation, cellular component: actin filament. Bases 220 to 1074 code for a protein of 284 amino acids. Gene Ontology annotation, biological process: actin filament organization; muscle contraction. Gene Ontology annotation, molecular function: actin filament binding.